CUCCCUGAGUGCUUGUUGCAUUCCGUGUUUUCAUGUUAUUCGUUCGUGCAAAAGAAAGAGCAUUUUAAUAUAAAAUUAACCAAUAUGUAAAUAGUAUGUGAUAGUGAAAGAACAUAAUCUAAGGAAAAUCCAAGUUAUCAGUAUUUUGACGUGUUAUGUUUACCGUUUUUCGUGACUGUUUUUUGUUCGUCUUUUGUGUAUGUUCGUUCGCCUUAGUCCCGCAUGUGUGUGUGGGUGUAAAUGUGUGUAGGAGGUGAAGCACCUCCCCAUCCAAAAAAUAUUCCGAAAGUUAUAACUAUUUAGUGUAUUCGGUAAUUAUAACUGCCAAGUAAAGAAGCAAGAAAAAAGCAAGCAGCUUACCGGAAUUUGUAACCCCAGCAUAUUGAGCAAGUUCAAAACGGAACCGAAAAAAGCCAUCAAAGGUGACACCUUAAAAAGCGAGUCGUCAUUCGCAGUUGAACGCAACGGACGCUUCAGCGGGGAUAAUGUCAAACCAGGCGCAGAUCGACUACGACAAGCAGUUCCAGGAUGACCUGGCCAAGGCGACCGCCCUGAGUCUGGAGCAGCAUGCCCUCGACGAUUACCGGCGGAACAAGAAAUACGGCACUGGAUCGGGCUACCAUCAAAGUAGCCACUCAGCUGGCAGGGAUUACCAGCGUGACUUUCAGGCUCGACGACAUUCGGAAGUCCAUCAGGUGGCCGUUAGUUCGGGGAAUGUGGAACGAUCACGCACACCGCCGGCUCAGGUAUUGGAUAACGACCUGAUAUGCUUCGCAAGUCCCACCAGCAAAGAGCCGGAGAGUAGCACGCCGUUUGGCAAACUCAUCGAGGAUCUGCAGCGAAUGCAGGUCACGAAUCCGCAGUCGGCUGUUGUGCCCAUGGGACCGGUUGCAGCCGCAUCGAUACCCCCGCAUUACGGCUAUCCACCUCAGCAACAACAACAGGCACCGCCUGCGUAUGGCAUGGUGGCAGGUGCAUCAGCCGGAGGGGGAGCGUAUGGUGAUCUCCAGCUGGUGCCCUAUCAACCGGCGGUCCAGCAGCAAAGGCCGCUGAACAACGAGGAGCUCCAGCGGCUGUACAGUAUGCCCACCCAAAUGGCCGUGGCACCAGUUGCUCAGCCUAACGCGUAUUUGUAUUAUCCUGGAGCGCUUGUGGCACCCUACACGGCGCCCAUUGUAUCCGGAUCGGCUGCCUAUAUGCCACCGCAGUAUCCAGCUCAGGGAUACGGUUUUGGUGGUGUGUACACACACAUGGAUUUGCAGCGUCCCCAAUCGCAACCAGCUCCGACACCAGUUCCGCCAAGAAGUCAUCACAGUCAGCCGUCCAAUCGCUUUACUCCUCCCACUUCUUUGGAGUCAAAUGGAGUGGCCUUCCAGCCGCGUCGCCAAGUGCCAACGACCGGCAGUACGAGCUCCAGUAGCCACAUCGGGAACAAUGGUCAUCCUCAAGGACCGCGUAGGGGCAACGAUUUGAUAGACCUCAACCAGGAGGAUUAUUCCCGUGUGAGUGUGCUGGAGGCUUUCGAUCCCCUGCUGAACGACAAUACCGGAUACGACAGCGCCUCCGACAGCACCUCCUACUAUGCGGAAUACGAUCCGUUUGACUUUCUGUACAGCGGCGAUGGAGGCACCCAAAAUUCGGAUCCCAUGUACGAGGCGGUCAACAGGUGGGACAAAAGUGCGACCACGGUUAGUCCGAAAGAGGGUUUCAUCGGUUGGCGGCAAGAUUUUCUACCGCAACCAGCGACAUCAUCGUCGUAUUACGGUGAUGUUCCGCCGGAGGAGAGUGUAAAGGUGUCGGAGAACGGAUCCGGAAGCAUCUCACCGCCGCCACCGUUGCCGCCAAGGAAUCAACAGCUCUAUGAAUCAACUCAGGCAACAGUGCCCACCACCUCGAAACCUCACCAAUCCACUCAUCUGACGGACAGCUAUACCUCAAGCAUUCCGGCCAGCGUGGUCCUGGAUCGACGGAAAACCUGCACGCGUCUCUACGAGCUAAUCAGCGAUCAGCGCACGGAUGAUCCCGAGCUGCUCGAGUUCUACCACAUGGUUAAAGAGCUCCGUGCUCGAUAUCCGCAUGACGAUGCGCCCACCAAUGUGGGUCAUAUUGUGGCCGCCGAGUUCAACUACCACUACAUAAUGGACACCAGCAUCAAGGUGAUUGUGCAUCCGGCUCUGAACACCCUUCAAUCGCACGUUCUCUCCGCCUCGAUUGGCAAGGAGCAGGUGAAGGGUUAUGGAACGCCAGUUACGUUCACCUGCGAUAUUGACUCAGUUGUGGCCCAGGUGAUUGCCCAGGCUUUGGUUUCGCUGGAGGGACAAGUCAAGGGCACCGUCACCGAUUAUGUGGUUAAACCCAUUGGCCUUUUGGAGUGGCUGGCACCCACCUCGAAACUAAGUCAACUGGAGUGCGUGCACAACAGCUUCCAGCUGGAGAAGGAUGUGCAUCUGGGCUUGUGCCUCAGCACGACGGCCAACAUGCAGGCGGUGGCACGAACGGAGCGGGAUGACGAGCACGAUGCGGACCUUCUACCAGAGCAAUUGCUGCCCAACGAAGUGGUGCCGAUUGUGACCUACGACAACAUGAUGAUACUCAUUGAGACGCUCGAAAUGGAGAUCGAUAAGCUGGAGUCGGCGGCCGACGGAGUGCCCGGUCGGAGUGUGGUCAGCUGCUCGGGAGUGGUGCAAGCGGUGAAAGCCAUUUGUGCUCUUCUGGGUUCCAUCGAUACCCUGGAAAUUGCCCGGUGUGUUGCUGACUUGAAGCGCAUUUGCGAAGUGGAGCAGAAGAAGUACUCAGCGGGUGCCAGCAAUCCGGAGAUUGUGAGUGACUAUGGUGACUACGCUCAAGUUGUUCUCCGUCCGCGUUCGAUGCUCGAGCAGAUCAAGGUCAAGUGCAAUGAGCUGCGUGAUGCCGUUCAGGAACUGGUUGAGCUCUACGCGAACGUGUUCCGGGUGGCAUUCUCUGUAAAGACUCCCGAUUACUCAACAACUCCAAUUCCCAUCUCCUGCGUGUCCAAGCCGAUUGUGGUUUGCAUUAACUGCUUACACAGACCACCGCCAAAUUGGAAGUACGAGGAUUACUCUCUCUGUGUCCAAAUAGUCUAUGGAACUCGCUUGCUGUCCAGGCCAAAUGUGCUCACCUGCUCGAAUGACACGAGUGGUGGCCUGUUUCCGCGACUUAACUUCAGUGCUUGGCUGACUUUCGAUCAGCAUCCCAUUUGCACUCUGCCAAGAGAGGCCAGGAUCACGUUCGUCUUGUAUGGCAAGCAGGCGGCCAGCGAAGGUGAACCAAAUGCAGAACAGAAUGGUGAGCGGCGCCAGGUGACCACCGAGUUGGGUUGGUGUUCGAUCCAGCUGUUUGACUUCAAGCGCGUGAUGAUCUGCGGCCCCUACUUGCUGUCCCUGUGGCCGCCGACCACGGACAAGAUGUUGGGACCAGCGCCGGCGAGGGGUUGUCAUCCGCAUCCCGACUUUUGUCCCGUCUUGAGUAUCGAGGUGCCACCGUACGGAGGGCGAAUUGAGUUCCCCGAGCACCAGGAGAUACCCAAACCUGCACCGCACUAUGACUUUGCCUCUCUGGAUGCCAAUCUGCAAGAGGAGCUGCUGGACACCGCUGAGUUGGGCUACACUGGCGCAACGGAGCGUCGUGAAGUCUUCUGGGAGAAGCGUUUGUACCUCCAGAACUAUCCCAACGCCCUGCCAAAGGUUUUGCAUGCUGCGCACAGUUGGGAUUAUGCGAACUUGAUUGAUUUGCAUGCACUCCUUCACUCGUGGGCACCGCUGUCACCUUUGCAAUCGUUGGAGCUACUGCUGCCACGCUAUCCAGAUGCCAAGGUUCGCGAGAAGGCCGUGGAGUGGAUCUCCAAGAUGCCCAACGAUCAGCUGGUUGACUUUCUGCCUCAGUUGGUUCAAAGUCUGAAGCAUGACACGUACGAAGGCUCGGCGAUGGCGCGAUUCCUGCUGGCCAAGUGUCUGGAGUCGCCGCGUUUCGCCCACCACAUGUACUGGCUGCUGGUGCACAGUCUGCCGGAUGAUCCGCACAACUCGAUCGGCGCAGCCAUGGUGGACCAGGAGUACGAUGAAUCGCAGGUUACCCAGGCGCGCUACUACCGCCGCAACAAGAUGAUGCUGCGCGCUCUGAUGGCCAUUUGUGGCGAGAAGAUGCUGCAACGAUUCAUGUACCAACAUCGCAUGUGUCAGAAACUCACGACGAUUGCGGAGUCCGUGAAAGAGGCCAAGGAGUCAAUGCGUCAGAAGACCCUGGCCGCAGGCAUGGACGAAGUGCAUCAGGAUCUGCUUGAGAAACCCACUUGCCUGCCUUUGGGACCCGAAUUGGAGGUAACGGGAGUAAGUGUCCGGAAUUGCAGCUACUUCAACUCAAAUACGCUUCCGCUGAAAAUAAACUUUGUGGGACCCGAUGCCGAAUCUUUACCAGCAAUCUUUAAGUGCGGAGACGACCUGCAGCAGGAUCAGUUAACCAUACAACUAAUUCGGAUUAUGAACAAAAUGUGGUUGGCCGAACGCUUAGACCUGAAAAUGGUUACCUUUAAUUGUGUGCCCACGGGAUAUAAGAGCGGCAUGAUUGAGCUGGUCAACGAGGCGGAAACACUGCGAAAGAUCCAAGUGGAGUAUGGACUGACGGGUUCCUUCAAGGAUCGUCCGAUCCACGAGUGGUUGAGCAAGCAGAAUCCCAGUACGUUGGAUCACCAGAGUGCUGUGCGGAACUUCACAUUAUCCUGCGCUGGAUAUAGCGUUGCAACCUAUGUGUUGGGCAUCUGUGAUCGGCACAACGACAAUAUCAUGUUAAAGACUUCGGGACAUUUGUUCCACAUCGACUUUGGAAAGUUCCUUGGCGAUGCUCAGAUGUUUGGCAACUUUAAGAGAGAUCGCACUCCAUUUGUUCUGACUUCCGACAUGGCGUACGUCAUAAAUGGCGGAGAUAAAUCCUCCACUGCUUUUCACUAUUUUGUGGACUUGUGCUGUCGGGCCUUUAAUAUUGUGCGAAAGAACGCGGAUCUUCUUUUACAUACUCUGGCUCACAUGGCCACUGCCGGCAUGACAGGAGUAAAUUCGAAUGCUGUGCAGUACGUGCGACGUGCUCUGCUGCCAUCGCAAUCGAAUCCCGAGGCGGCCGCCACCUUUGCCAAGAUGAUACAGUCCUCGCUGAAAAGCUGGUUCACGCCGUUCAACUUCUUCUUGCACAAUCUGGCUCAGCUGCGAUUUACCCCCGAUGAGGGAAACGGCGAGUUGCUGUCGUUCGUGCCAAGGAAAUAUACUAUGCAGCAGGAUGGCCGCUUGAAGAUUGUGAAAGUGGUGUGUUUCCAGAAGCAUUAUAGCAUGGAAAAAUUCUAUAUGUAUAUUCUGGAAGUGACGCGACAUGGACAGCCGGAUCCAACCCACUUGUUUAGAUCAUAUCGCGAGUUUACCGAGUUCCAUCAGAAGUUAUGCUGGAACUUUCCCUUGGUUAAACUGCACAGUCUUCCGGCUGGCGUUCAUGUGGGCCGUUCUAAUAUCAAAUCUGUGGCAGAAAAACGACUACCUCUCAUACAGCGAUUCUUGAAAUCACUGUUCGAUGCGUCCGAGGAAAUAGCGCAUUCCGAGCUCGUGUACACAUUCUUCCAUCCGCUGCUGCGCGAUCAGCAGGAGGCCAAACUAGGGAUGCCAAAGAUAAAGGAGGUGAAGCGACAACCUUCGCGGGAUAAUCCUGACGAGAUUGGCCAAAUUCGACUAUCGCUGCAGUAUCAACGCGGCGUACUUACUGUGAUGAUACACCACGCCAAAGGACUGCCCAUGUUGCAGGGCGGUCAGGAGCCAAACACUUAUGUGAAGUGCUACCUAAAACCGGAUCCUAAAAAGGAGACCAAACGCAAGACCAAAGUGGUGCGCAAGACCUGUGUUCCCAGCUUCAUGGAAACGUUGGAGUACCGCAUGCCCCUCAAUAUUAUCCAGGAGCGGAGACUGCAGGUCACCGUCUGGUCACACGAUACGCUGCAGGAGAACGAGCUGCUCGGAGGCUUCGAGUUGGAUCUGUCGAAACAUGACCUGCGCCAGGAGCACUGCGAUUGGCAUCGCCUGGGCACGGUGCCCAGGAACUGACCAGAUCGGACGAGCGAGCUCUGAACUUCUUGGGACACUCUGCCUACCGACAAUCAGGCCUAGGAUUAUGCAAUACUAAUAUAUGUUUGUGCCUGUCCUCCCUUGAUCGAAAUAAUACUUAAAUACUUGAAGUGAUUGUACAUUCCAUAUACAACUAUUAUAUAUAUAACUUAUAAGUAGAAGUGUUAUUUCUUUCAACUUGUGCCUCAGAUGUAAAUAUUUUAUGCCCACCACAUAAAACAUUCUUUGGACAUUUAAUUGUAAUUAUAACUCUAAAGUUUAACUUUGCACCUACUUUCUACUUUUAAUUCGAUUGAAGUUGGAUGAGAUUUUAAAUCGAUCAAUUUUAUUGUGCACUUUGGGAAUUUAGAAAAUUUUGCAUAUUGGUAGUUUUUAGUUCGAAACAUUCUGUUGUAGGUAAACGGGAAAUGUUCUUUUCGAGUAGUUAAAUAAAUGUUCAGUAUUAUGACUAAAAAAACGUUAGAGAUUAUAAAUUCUCUAUACUUCAAAUAAAUUAGUUUCUUUUUUCGA
Molecule: messenger RNA, 6626 nt
Organism: Drosophila ficusphila
Lineage: Eukaryota; Metazoa; Arthropoda; Insecta; Diptera; Drosophilidae
Gene: Pi3K68D
Product: phosphatidylinositol 4-phosphate 3-kinase C2 domain-containing subunit beta
Exons: 16
Coding region: 486-6095 (1869 amino acids)
Biological process (GO): phosphatidylinositol-3-phosphate biosynthetic process; phosphatidylinositol-mediated signaling; phosphatidylinositol 3-kinase/protein kinase B signal transduction
Cellular component (GO): plasma membrane; phosphatidylinositol 3-kinase complex; cytoplasm
Molecular function (GO): 1-phosphatidylinositol-3-kinase activity; phosphatidylinositol binding; 1-phosphatidylinositol-4-phosphate 3-kinase activity
Source: RefSeq, a predicted model, not a curated record